This is a messenger RNA of Vigna radiata var. radiata (mung bean), 3666 nucleotides long. RefSeq lists its product as uncharacterized. Gene Ontology annotation, molecular function: nucleic acid binding; RNA-DNA hybrid ribonuclease activity. Lineage: Eukaryota; Viridiplantae; Streptophyta; Magnoliopsida; Fabales; Fabaceae. The transcript is spliced from 2 exons. The record is from RefSeq and is a predicted model, not a curated record. The coding region runs from base 1 to 3666 and encodes 1221 amino acids.
AUGACGUUUCGAACAGGUUGCGACGCCAUAUGGUGUCGCGCUUUCUCUUUAUCUCUGGAAGGGGAAGCUUUGGAUUGGUUCAACACACUCGCCAACAAUUCCAUUGUGAAUUUUAAAAGUCUGGGUGAGAUAUUCAAAAAACAGUUUGCUGCUUGUAGUAUGGAGGAAGUGAUGGUAGUGGAUUUGAUGAACUUGAAGCAAGGUAAGGAGGAAUCUCUGAAAUCUUUUAUGGACCGAUAUCAGAAGAUUGUCCGAAAGGUCAAAGGCCUUAGUUUGGAGUUGGCCCUCCAGUAUGUGAUGCCCGCCUUAAGACUGGGCUCGUUCAAGGAUAGUAUAUGCCGGAAUCCACCUCACACGAUGGAGGAGCUGCGACAACGGGCGGCUGACGAAGCUCGGGUAGAGAACAUGAAACAGAAUUACCGGAGAGAACAACAAGAGGCGAAGGCGGAGAAGAAUGACAACAAAAAGGCAGAAGGAUCAGGAAGUAGACCGACCGGUCCAAAACUGAGAGAAGGACCACGGGGCCCGAGGUUUCCCCAGUAUACCCCUCUCAACGCUCCUCGGACCAGAAUACUCCAGGAAGCGUUGAGCACCCAGAUCUUACCAGCACCGGCAAAAAGACCAACCCCUCCAGGGGUAGACCUAAGCAAGCGUUGCUUGUACCACCAGAAUUCCGGGCAUGACAUAGAAGACUGCGUGACGUUGAAAGACAAAAUUGAAGAACUGAUCCGGAUGGGGCGGCUACAGCAGUACGUCAAGAGAGAGGACGUACGGCGUCAUGAAGAAUUACCAAGAAACGAACAUCCCUAUUCGAGGUUCGAAAGUCCUCCUAGGGAGAGGAGAAAGGAGGACAGAGGUCACCGAGAGUACGAUCGUCCGCCAAGGGAUGAGGGAAGACGGACAACCCAAAGGGAUAGAAGUCGAAGCUGGGGGGGUGAGCAACGAGGACCUUUGAGGGGAAUGAUUAAUACCAUCUCCGGAGGUUUCGCCGGAGGACGACCUACGUCCUCGGCAAGAAAGAGAAGUAUCCGGGCCUUGAGAUCCAUACAUGUUGUGGAUGUGCCGUGGAGAACUAUGCCGCCCAUUACCUUCUCAGAUGAAGAUUUCCACGCCCCGGACCCUGACCAAGACAAUCCGAUGGUCAUCGACAUCGAAGUGGCCCGGUACAGGGUUAGUAGAGUGUUAGUGGAUCAAGGGAGUUCGGUCAACAUAUUGUAUUGGAAGACCUUUUUGCAAAUGGACAUCUUGGAGGACCUCGUCGUCCCCUAUGACGAGCAGAUAGUAGGGUUCGCCGGAGAGCGAGUGGACACGCGAGGGUACAUUGAUUUGCAAACCCGUUUGGGGACAGGACGGGAGAGUGAGGAGAUGAAGGUGAGAUUCUUGCUCGUGGAGGCACACACCUCUUAUAAUAUCCUAUUGGGACGACCGUGCCUAAACGCAUUCGGAGCUAUCGUCUCCACCCCACAUUUGACCAUGAAGUAUCCAACUCGAAGGGGGACCAUUUGCACCGUACGAUCCAAUCAGAAGAUGACAAGGGAGUGUUAUGCGGCAGGACUGCGCAUAUACCCAAAGGAGGAGAGGAGGAAGAUAAGUCGGUCGGAGGUCGCCCUGGCCGACCUCGAUCCAAGAACCAAUACGGAAGAUCGGUUAGAACCGGUGGGAGAAACCCAACCCAUUAUGAUAGGUCACAACGCCGACCAGACUACUUCCAUAGCAAGAGGAUUACCAGCUGAGAUUGAAAAAGAGUUGCAGAGCAUGUUAUGGAAGAACCGGGACUUAUUCGCUUGGACGGCCACAGAUAUGCCGGGCAUUCACCCCUUCGUUAUGACUCACAAGCUAUCAUUAUACAAAGAUGCCCGACCGAUGUCGCAGAAAAAGAGAAAGAUGGGGGACGAGAAGAGGAGGGCGAUCGGAGACGAGGUACGGAAGUUGAAGGAGGCUAAUUUCAUCAAAGAAGUUACCUACACCACUUGGCUAGCUAAUGUGGUGAUGGUGAAAAAAGCAAAUGGGAAGUGGCGAAUGUGUACCGACUACACGGACUUGAACAAGGCAUGCCCGAAAGACUCCUAUCCCCUACCGAGUAUUGAUGCGUUGGUGGAUGGUGCCUCUGGGCACAAAAUGCUGAGCUUUUUAGAUGCUUACUCAGGAUACAACCAGAUCCCCGUGUACGUCCCGGACAGGGAAAAAACGGCCUUCAUGACUGACAAGGCCAAUUAUUGUUAUGAAGUAAUGUCGUUCGGAUUAAAGAAUGUGGGGGCUACGUAUCAAAGAUUAAUGGAUAGGGUAUUUGCAGAGCAAAUUGGCCGUUGCAUGGACGUUUAUAUUGAUGACAUGGUGGUUCGGUCACCGGAUGAGGGGAGUCACCUGUGCAACUUGGAGGAAGUGUUCGGACAAGUCCGGAAGUACGGAAUGAGGCUAAACCCGACUAAAUGUACUUUCGGGGUCGCAGGUGGAAAGUUUCUCGGAUUUAUGUUGACCUCUAGGGGCAUCGAGGCCAAUCCAGAUAAAUGUGAAGCCAUAUUGAAAAUGCCAAACCCGUCGGCGCUGAAAGACAUUCAGAGGUUGGUCGGGCGUUUGACGGCUUUGUCCCGAUUCAUCCCCAAACUAGCCGAACGGGCGAGGCCGAUAAUGAAGAAGAUGAAGAAGGAGGUCGUUAGCAAAUGGGAUCUCGAAUGUGAGCAAGCCUUCGCCAAAGUAAAGGAAAUUUUGAUGAAUCCCCCCGUGAUGAACCGACCGAGCAAGGGGGCCGAAUUGCAGGACACCGAAACCAGAUAUCGCCAGGUUGAGAAGGUGGCGAUGGCAUUGCUUCAUGCCGCCCGACGUUUAAGGCCGUAUUUCCAAAGCCAUCAGGUUGUGGUCCGAACCAACCAUCCGGUGUCCAAGGUUUUGAGGAAGCCCGAUCUGGCGGGUAGGAUGGUAGGGUGGGCCGUCGAACUAUCCGAGUUCGGAUUACGCUAUGAGCCACGAGGAUCCAUAAAGGGUCAGCACCUCGCGGAUUUCGCCACUGAGUUGCCAAUUGCGGACGACGAUCAGUGGAACUUGUACGUGGAUGGGGCGUCCGGAAAGAAUAUGAGCGGCGCGGGAAUAGUCUUAGAAGGACCGAACGGUUUCCUCCUAGAACAUUCCCUACUGUUCAAAUUUAAGACCUCCAACAACCAGGCCGAGUAUGAAGCCCUGGUGGCGGGACUGGAAUUGGCUAAAGACAUGGGAGCCCGGAGGGUAGUUUGCCGGACGGAUUCACAAUUGGUGGUCGGACAGAUGAAUGGCGAGUUCCAGGUGAAGGAGGAUCAUUUGUCCAGAUAUUUUCAUAAAGCAUCCGCCUUAAUUGCAGAAUUUGAGAAAAUCGACAUACAACACAUUCCCCGGGAGCAAAAUUCCCGAGCAGAUCUACUAUCCAAGCUUAGCUCCGGAAAGGAUAAGGGGCAAUUGACGACGGUCAUUCGACAAGUCCUUCUUCAGCCAUCCGUCGAGUGCCACUCCAUAACCACUAACGCCACCGAUUGGCGAGGGGAGAUAAGGGAACUGAUGAAGAAACAAGACGAUGGCAAGGACUUACGGCCAGCUGAAACAAAAAAGAUAGCCCGUUUUUUACUCAUCGGGGACGAUAUGUACCGAAGGGGAUUUUCCACCCCUUUGCUCAAAUGUUUAUCCAACGAAGAGGCAUAG